Molecule: messenger RNA, 12030 nt
Organism: Myiozetetes cayanensis
Lineage: Eukaryota; Metazoa; Chordata; Aves; Passeriformes; Tyrannidae
Gene: AP1S3
Product: adaptor related protein complex 1 subunit sigma 3
Exons: 5
Coding region: 10970-11581 (203 amino acids)
Biological process (GO): vesicle-mediated transport; intracellular protein transport
Cellular component (GO): intracellular membrane-bounded organelle; AP-1 adaptor complex; membrane coat
Molecular function (GO): clathrin-cargo adaptor activity
Source: RefSeq, a predicted model, not a curated record
GAGGCUCUUUGACUCUCCGGUGCUGCACUUGGCGGGGGUUUGCUGGGAUCAGGAAAGGCUGCUGUAGAUACUCUCGUGUGCUAAGCGUGAUGACCAAUAUCUUGACGACAAUGGCUGGAAUUUCCCCAAGGAGGACUGCGGGCUCUCAAGUAGUGAGAUGGUCAGUGAUGCCUCUUAAUGUAGAAGCCAUCUCGCUGCUUGAUAAUUCAGGCUUGUCUUGCACAGUUUGCCCAUUGUGUGCACCUGUAAUACCAGUUACUGGCAGUGCAGCCCAACAGGAGUCUCUCAACUCCUUUAGCGGAGGCCAAGUGCUGUUGUUUGUUUCUAUCCUCAAAGGCAGAGCUAUGUUGUUUCUUCUCAGUGGUUUAGCCAGAAUGCUAAAUAUGUGUUAGUCCACUGUAUUUAGAAAGGUGUACCUAUCAUUACAUAUGCAAAUAGAAUAUGCACAGUAAUGAAUUUACUUUGAAUGAAUUGUGGAGAUGGCAAUGCAAUCUCCACACCUUAAGUCCCCAUAUAGAUGUAACUUUUCUGGUUCCACCCUAAGACAGCUCUACAUAUCCAGUUCCCUCUGAUAAAGCUUACGUAAACAACCGGAGUUCCUAUUUUGCCCUUGAAGGUCAGUAAAUACGGGAGCUGAUUUCAGGGAAGCUGAUCUCAGAACUCCCUGAUGCACAUACUUCACAAAUGCCGGUUUUCAAACCACUCACGGUGGUCCCAGGGGAGCUCUGCUCACAAUAGUGCUGCUUAUUGACAAUUUGGAGAUUGUCUACUGUAUUGGUGGUUAGAAUUUUACAAGGUGACUGUGCAUUUUUACAAUUAAUUUUUUUUUCUUUUCUGUGGUUGUAGUGUGAACCCUUUCUGGUGUUAUUACAUUAACUGGUGCUGUCAACCUUACCCUGUUCUCCUGUUGUAGAUCCAGUACUGAUGAAAGGGUACUUUUGUCAGGGAACCCUCACUUAAAAUUCCUCUGUCAUCCUCCGGGAAGGGAUUGUUAACACUGGGUUAUGAGUCAAGAAAUAAGGGUUUGCUGGGUUACAAACCAAGAAUACAACUUAUUCAGGCUCACAAGUGACAAACUUUCAACAGGUCAUUUAAACUCUAUGCAUUGUUUCCUCCAGUUUGGACCGACAGAAUUAUGCUUGCAGCCCUUUUUUCUGUGUCUUGAGAGCAGAAUGGAAGGUGCCCUGCAAAUGGUACUGUGUUUUAGCAAGAGGGUUGUUUCAAUUGUUUGCUCCUACAGAUUUCCAGGAAAGUUUCAAGGAAGAGUCUGUUUAGCAAAGCUGACUUCAUAACUUACUGAGAAAAACAGCUUUUCUGCCCAGCUGCUACUUUGGGACAUGUUUUUUAAAAAAGACUUUUUAGACAAGACUAAAUUCUACUGCCUGACAUACGUGGGUGCAGCAGAGAAACAUGUCACAAAGAAUGGCUGUCUCAAAAAAGUCAAAGAGUGGGGAGAGAGCACAGAGAAGAAAAUUAUUAGCGUCCCCAAGGACAUGUUGCUGUAGUCUUUCAUGCCUGGAAGUGUUGCAACACCUUGAUCCUACUGCUACCUCAGUGUUAUCAGUACCAUUUUCAUGACAGUACCUGGCUCUGCUUGUAAAGCUCUGAGUGCAGAAUUGGUGCCUGCAUAGUAAAGGCUCUGCUCCCCUCCCACCUGUGCUACUCAUCAGUAAAGGAGACAAAUUAGUUCUUGUGGGCACAAUCUGAAACCCUGGAGAAAGAUCAAAAGAAUCCCAGUGAGCACAGUGGCUCUAAAAAUGUAUUUGGCCCAAAUAGAAAAGGAGUUGGCAAGCACUGAUUCCACUUAGCAAGACAUUUGAUGAACAGUCUCUGAUCUAGAAGCUUGGAUGGAAAUAUUAGUUGCUGUGACUGCAGCUGCUGACACCCUCCUAGUGUUUGGAAAGGAACUCUCUUCUGAAUAUCGACCUCACCAACCAUCUCCAUGCUGUUAAUUGUUAAAAUGGAUCUCCAAAAGAUGUUUUCAGAGCUGCACAGAAUUUACUACCUAGAGUUCAAAGAAUGACUGCUUAUUUUCCACUUUUUACAUUAUUUUCCAUUUUACAGCUGUGUAUUGGCCUAAGAAAGACAAUGAACUUUGCCUCUAGGCAUUUAGCUCUAAAAGAGAAGAGGGGCAGCAGAUUAGAGCAGAUAAGAGGAGAGAAAAUGACAAAUAUAUUAUUCUUGUUGUUUAAGGCAGCAUUGUACAUGGGGGGAAAAAAAAAAAAAGUCCUGUGGUAUUUCUUUGUUAAUUUAUCUUGUAGUGAACUUUAGUAUGAUAGUAGAAAAUGGCAGUGGAAUGGCAUCUUGUUUAGAAACUCCUGAGUAGAUGGACUUUUCUGCUUGGAAAGAAGUGACUGCAGGGAUGUGACACAAAUGCAUGAAGUCAUGAAUACUAUAAAGACUGGUUUCUGCAAGAAGAGUCGGGGUGCAUCCUGUGAAAUUUAGAAAUGUAUAAAAACCAAAAGGGAAUACUUUUUUUACCCAGUGUAGGUGAAGGUUUUUAAUCCGCUGCUGAGGGUGCUGUGGGUGUCCGAGUAGUUAGGUAGUUCAUGGAGGGUGGGUCCACAGGUGGGUUGUCUGGAUGCAGUUUCUAUCCCUGAAUCCUUAAACCUGUGAUUCAUGGAGAUGGGACCACCAGAGUGGUUUUACACAUGCCCUGUUUCUUAUGCUGUCCCCUUCUGGAAGCUGCUUAGAUCAGAGUACAGCUCAGGGGGUGAUUCAUAAUCUGGCAUUCAGUUACUCCCUGUUGUUCAGUUGGACUGUAGAAUACGGUUUCGUGGGAUUUGCUAGGAAAAAUGGUUUUCAGGGUUCUUCUCAGAGAGUGUGUAAUGGCAGAGUUUCCAGUUUUGGAUGUUCCUUCUCCAAGUGCUCGUGAUCAUUACAGAUUGUCACUGUUUAAUACUGGAGCCCACUUGGGCUGGGCUGUCCAUGCAGGAAUUGUGAUGCACGCUUUGCUGUCUGUGGGUAAUAAAUUCAUUUCUGGAAAGCGAAAGAAAUGUUGAGAUAGGUCACCUGCUGAUUCUUUGGUUAAGUAUUAUUUUUUUAAUAUUUUCCCUCACAAGUAAGGAAAUAGUAGUCAUGUCUCAGAGCCAGGAGUUACUAGGAUGUGGAGUGCAUUUUCUUGGCUGCUUUGGCUGCAUGCUUUCUUGAGUGGCCACCCCUGGACCUUGGCAUUUCUGCAGGUGUUGCAGUGUAGAGACAGAGGUGCAAGAUCCAUCCACGCACAAAUGGUAUUCCAUUUUGUGAGCAGGAAUAUAGCAUGCAGAGGCACUGAGGUAGGAUGGGAAAGUAAAAUUUGCAUUUGUGUUUGAAGGCAAGCUCAGCAUGCCUUUCUGGCCAGACAUGUCUUUCUGGCCUAGUGUGUCCUGGAUGUGGGUUUCUCAAUAUCACAGACGUAACCUCAGGUACUUUACACACCCAUGUUUUUUUCUUCUCUUUCUGAGUUUAUGUGGGAUAUCCAUCUGUUGUCCUCGGUCUGGGAGGGCACUGAAAUCCCUCUGCACUAGCCAGUAAAUGCCUGUUGUUGCCUUGCUCCUUGCCCUUAGAGCUUGUUCUCAAUGGCUUGUUCACCAGUGCAGGAACUCUGUGGUUAUCACCCUCUGCUUAGUGCCCUGCGGUGAAUGAUGGCCACAAACUGCAAAGGAAUGAGGAACAGACUCACUUUUGUUUGAUGAAAAUGCAGAAAUUCACUGUCUUGUGCCUUUGUCUUGCAAGGCUGUGCACUGCAGGAGAACACAUGAAGUCUUGGGUGAGUGCUGGUCUUCUCUGACCUCUAGAGAAGCCAUGGGAAGGACUACAGGAAACUCUCACAACAGCCACUGGGUUAUGGAGAUGGGGAAGGGCCACUACCUCAGGCAUUUCCUUUCCUUCAAGUCUCAUGAUAAGGCUUGGAUGAAUAGCAGAAUGAAUUUGUGUUCUACUUUCUCAUUCCUGAGCCAACAUAAAGCAUUUUGUGAGAUCUGGCCCUUCCGUCUGUAAACAGUGGUUGCAUCUUUUACAGUUAUGCUUAGCUUGAAUCCAUGUUGGUUUUUUACUUUAAUGCCUAAAAUAUCCAACUAAAACGCCAUUUUUAGAAGGGAAAAUUGAGAAUUUCUCUACUGAAAAUGCCUAAAUGAAAUGCUUUAGUAUUUAAAAAAAUAUAUUCCUGUGUUCUUUAAGAGUAAUUCACUAAUGUGAUGUGAACUCGUGUAUCUUUGGUCCAUUUGGAGCUCAGGUUUUCUGUGAAUGUCGUUGUUGGGUGUUGGAGAAAUGGGUGUGAGGCUCUGUUCCUGCUCCAUCAGGCAUGGGAAUCCCCAGGCUGAAGCACUGUGUGUCAGCUGAGAGGCCAGGGAAGCUUGUCACCUUCUGGGUGUGCCUGCCCUGUCCCACAGCAAAGCUUUUUAACUUUGCUCCUUGAGAGGUCAGAGUCAAGGGAAGGGCCCUGCAAUGCCUUCACACAGCAGGGCUUUUGCAAAUACCUGAUAAGGCAAACUGGAAAUGAAACUAAAAGAGGCUACACCUUUUACCAGAAUUCAUUGGGUGAGAUUUCAGCUCUGUUUCUUCACAGGGUGUUCAAGGAACAGACUGGAAAAAUAGCUCCUCGUGACUGGGAAGUACACUGGGGUUAUAGUGAAUUAGGAGGAGCUCUGGCAGCUUGUUCAGCCUCUCCCCUUAUCUUCUCCUCUGUAUAGUAACCUCAUGAAGAUUUCCACUGCCUCUCAGAAACAUAUAAGCAAAUAAAAACAAUUCUAGGAGCCCAGCCAGCCUAGGAGGCAGAACGGAUGUGAUUACCUGGUUAAAAAUUGCUCUGAAUGUCUUCAAAUUGUGCUGGUUUCUGUGAGGUCAGCCAGCUGCCAUCCCUGCCUCUGUCCCUGGGGCUGGCACUGAAGCUGGAGUGCCCUCUGUCUGGUUCUCACGGCUGUCCUGCCGUUCCUGGCCCUCUGUCCUGUGGCAGAGCUUGAGGCAGGUUCUCUGCGAACUCCCGCCUGGAUCUGUUCUUGCUCAUUGCCUGGAAACUGGAGUAAUUCCACUUGCAGGAACAAAAAAGCACUGAUUUAAGGAAACCAGACUUAACCAUCCUCUGUAAAAACUGGGUGCCGUUGCCUGCAUCUGUAACUUAGGAACUAUCUUGGAAAGCUGUGCUGUGUCUCCUCUCUGGAGAGGUGCUGGAAACCCGGGGUUGCUGUUGGUAGGAUGGCUGGCAGGGAGAGGAGGAGGCACAAGCUGUGCUGCAGGGAGGACACUGCUGAAGGAAUGCCACCAAUUUACGUGGAAUGAGCCAAAAGGUUGGGAGGAGUAAGAUAAGCAAGAGCAGAGCUGGAGGGCUCUUAUGGGGCACUUGCAAAGCUCCUUCAGCUUUGUUUUCUGAUCCUUAGGUAGGGAUCAGAAGUGAGGAGCUUCAGGAUGUUUUUUUUCUGAGCUGUUUUUAUAGCUGAGCUCUAUACAGAGCACUAUACAGAGCUCAGCUAUAUUGCUUAGAUUACAGUUUCAUUUAACUCAAGUGAGGCUAACAAGAAGGUUGUUAUUACCUGGAUCGAUACUGUAUGUUAUAAAUAAAUACCCUUUAAAUGCUGGUGUGCUGGUCCAUUUAAAAUCUUCAGCAAUAAGGGUGGCUUCUGCAUCACGAAAAGCAUAAAAUCAAUGUGUAACUAUAGCCACGUGUACCUGUAAUGAUCUGGCACGGCUUUUAUUGGAUGGACUUUGGAUGUAUUGUUUAGGGGCAAUUGCUCAAAAGUGUUCCUAAUGGAGAUUAAGUGAGAAAGAAUCCCGUGCCAGUUAGGCAGCAACACGGUGCUUCGGGAUUUCUGUUUUCGUGCAUGUUUUCUUUGUUCUUAUCUGCUUACAUCAUGUAGACUAAGUGUAUGUUUUAAAUUUUAAAGCUGAGAUCCAACAGUAUUUAACAAACAUCUCUCAGCUCACGCACUGCUGUGAAUGUUUUCGUGACAGAGUAAACAAGUAAGGAAAUUAAUAUUUUUAAUAAAGUAGUCUGUUUUGAAUUUGACAUAGUUGCUUUAGUAGUGUCUAAAACCCCAGAGUGUGUAUUAAAGGUCAGUAGCCAGAUGGGGACUUUGUGCAACCGCAGAAUACCAAAAUACCUGUACUUGAGUGUGUUAGUAUUCUGCCUCAUCCUGAUGUGAGAAGAUUGUUAAUAGGUCAAUAGUUGUCAGUUCAGUACAUCUCUCCCAUUUCACCCUAAACACCUGACAUUCCAAACCAUCUCUGUGCUCACACUAGAGCUGUUCUUUUUUUUAAAUUUCAGUAUUUAGUUUCCUUCCUCAAAAAAAAAAAACACAAAAAAAACCCAAAAAACAAACACUAAAAGGAAUCUUUUAUUCUUCACACGUUUUGGAGGAAAAAAAAAGUCACUUAAUAGGUGGAAUACUGUGAAUGUUUAUACUUCUUAAAAGAAACAACUUAAUGAAAGCAGGUUUUGUUCAGUUUCAGAUGUGAUGUAAAAAUAAAUGCUAAUAAGAAAUCUGGGCAGCUGUCUGUGGUGGGACAUAGAUUCUUUCAUAUCAGAGAAAACAAUGAAAAAUAGCAAAAGAUAAGCAGAAUAGGAACUCAACUAGACUAAAACAGUGCCAGAAGAUCAAGCAGACUUCAAGGGAAUCAGAAUAAGUUACAAGAGAACUUCAUCAUAAAAAGUAGCUUCCUUCCCCAGGUACAACUAGUCAGUCUGGUUUGCUCCAGGCUUCUGGCAGCAGCUGAAGUUGUGGCUUUUCCAUCCCACUUCCCAUUUUAUGAGGUCCAGGAAUUUUCAUCCAUUAGCAUGUCCUAUAUUGCCUGUUGCCCUACAGAAAGCUUUUAAGGAAAUCUUUGAGUUUCCGCAUUCUGCCAGGAUGUUUUAGGAUAGUGAUUCCCGAUUUGCAAAUCUUAGUUACAUGUGAAUUUUAGGAACCUCUGCUUUAUAAAGGUGGCUUUGAUUUUGGAGGGCUGUUAACUGAAUUUGGAAGGGUUUCAACUGGAGCAGAGUGUAACUCCAGUGCUGCUGGAGUGACAGAGCUGCCUAGCCGAGCAAAUCCUUGCCCAGAGAAGGAUUCUUGCUAUUUUUCCUCUUCUGCCUCCCCUCCCCUGAGGCUCCUUGCAGUCUUCCUCCCCUCCUGUCCCCCCUCAGGGACCUGGAGCAGCCAGAUGCCACAGAACAGGUUUGAAACCAGUCAGCAAACGCGCAGAUCGAAUUAUGGGAGCAGCAGAAGCAUUUCUGGGGCACAUUCUUCUCGCAGUGGGGUGAGUUAGAGCCUCGCUGCACACCCCUGGAGUUCACUUUGCAGGAAGAAAUGUGGCAUUUUUUACAUGUUUACACCAUUGGACAGUAAACUGGAGAAAUGACCCCCGUCUUCCCAUGGAGCCCUCUUUAUUUGCUCUCCCUGCGGGUGGUUUGUUGUGUAUGUAAUAGACUAUAGUCUGGAACCCUUCAGACAGUUGUGCUAAAUGUUGCAGUACAGAUUAGGUUAAGUUUAAAAAGUUCUGUAAAAGCAAGAAAUGAUCUGAGUUGGAAACCAGUGAGCCAGCUGUAACGUGUUUGAUCAGUCUGGAGAGUGUAAUGGCCAAACACUGGGGAAGGCUGCACCAAGGGGGACCUCCAGUCCUGGCAGGGAACAGUCCAGAAGACAAGCUUGGGUGAGCUGCUUAUCAGAUCAUGACAGCCCAUUAGCUAAAGGAAGGAAAGGUCUCCCAGGGAAGGUGGAAAGAAAUCACAGUGUGUGUUAGUUUACAUGUUUCUCUUCUAUUUACUGUUCAUGAACAUGCAAACCUGUAUUUUGCAUUUUUUAUGUCUGUUCUUACUGGUAAAUUAUUUCAUGUCAAAGUCUACCAUGUGAUUUUGUUUUGUAGCCCUGAAACUAAGGGUGUUGGUUUUUAUCCCAGUACAACUUUGUAGAUCUCGAUAAAAGAGGAGGCCCCAUAACUUUCCAAUCUGUCGUGUAACUUACAGCAGCAGUUGAUUCAGAGAUGCAUGAGAAUACACAGUUCAAGUUUAGAAAUCUGGUUUAAAUGCUGGAUUUAAAAAAAAAAAAAGUCUAUUUUUUUUCCAGUAGCCUACAAAUAGGAAAUGGAGUCAUUUAGGCUACUUACUGACGUUUACGGAGGUCAUUUUGCACAAUGCUGUAGGUGGUUGGGUCUGAUUCAGUAAAACAAGAUAAUAAAAUUACACUCAGCUCCCAGACUCAAGCUUGUCUCCACAGACUCCACAUGUGAAGGCAGCUGAUGCUCUCGCAGGAACUGUACUCCUCAUCCCAACCCACUCAGUCUCGGACCUAAAAAUUCCCUCUGGCAUCACCUCUUGGUCUGGUGCUUGUUAGUCACAGCCAGCACCCCCGUAGGAUGGUAGGAAAGGGAAACAAGCACCCUGCUUCUGAGGUAUUUUGCUUGAAGCAAGUAAUUUGCCUUUGUUUUCCUCUGGAGUUAGAACUUUUAAAGAUGAGUAAAACAUUGCAAGGUAAUCCACCACUGUUUGUAGUUUGGCUGCUGGAAACCAAUGAAAAAUUCCUUAAUCAACAUCUGUCUUGUCGUAAGCACUGUAGGAAAGCAAAUAUGUUUUCACAGUCAAGGAGCAAGGGACAGAUGAGCUGUUAGAGCUGUGUUUGUGCAGUACUUCAACAUUUCCAGGUUUAUUGAUGCAUCAAAAUCUUUCCAGUGGGCUGUGAUGAAUGAGCCACGAGAGUGAGGAAUGUGUUGUGUCAUGGUCAGUGUGACUGGGCAGAGCAAAGCUGAGCUGAAUGAAACAGUUGGAUGCUUAUGCUUACAGGAAUGAAGCCAUUUAACCUCUUGAGAAAGUAAUAUUAUUACGACUCCUAGAGAGUUGCCCAGAUUGAAGGGGCUUUAGAAUUUAGAAAAAGGAAGAAGAACCAAAAGAGGAAAAGAAAAAAAAAACCCCACAAUAUUUUCUCUUCUAAAUAUCUGAAGCUUUGUAAUAUGUUGUUUUGUUACAGUAAUUCUCUGCUGGGUAGUCAUAUGUACCUUGUUAUUAUGCAGACAGUAAAAUUAGAAUUGUACUACAGUAGAGGCUCUACCUAUUUUCUAGCUGCAUAUAUUUCUAUAAAAAUUACCAUACGAGGUAUGCAGUUAUAUUCUGCAUAUGAAACAGUGUGAUUUUGGAGCUUAUGUACAAAUCUUGAUGCAUUUAGAAGCAUUAAUAGCUAUUUUCUGAUUGCAAAGAAUUGGUGGUGAGACAUCAGCUGCAUCUUUAGAAGAAAAAUUGAGUUCUCAAAGCAGUUUUAAGUGAAGAGCAUUGUGCGAUGCCAUGGGUGAAGCAUAACAUCCUGAAGUAACUAAUGAGCAAAAAAUGAUGGUAAUAUUUACAGUGAUUCCCUGGUUUGUUGGUAUUUAUUUAACCUUUUAGAGGUGUAAGGUUGCUCUUCUGGAGAUACAUGUGUAUUACUUGCAGGCACUCAGAUUUGAGGUCUGUUGGGUCCAAAAACUGAGCCUAAACCAGAAUAUCCUUUCAUUUUCUUUCCCUAUUAAAGCACUGCAGGCAAAUAGAUUUCUUCCCGAGGAUGUCUCAAAUCUCACAGUCUUAUGCUGAACGUGCUGUCAGCUUUUGAUAGGGAUUCAUUGACCAAUUCCCUGGCAUUUUCAGUGAAAACUGAUCAUCCUGUCCUAUCUGAUGACUCACCAUAUUUUUAGAAAUUUGUUUAUCAAAUAGCUGCUACCUGUACCCAAUGGCUUUUAGAAGGACUCCUGCUGACCUGCUGCCCUUGUCUGUGGAACCUAUGCUCUGCUUUUCAAAACAUAUUCAUCUUUACAAGGGCUUUGGAGUUAAUGUGCUGUGCAGCUACCAAAAUAGCCUUUCAUUCAUCCAGCUCCUCUCAGUGGACAGAUGUAUGGACAGUAGAUGCUGCCACAGACACAUGAACGAAACAGUCCUUUCCCUUAAACAGUCCUAUAUUUGAAGUCUUUCUCAAUAUAGUCAGAACUCUUAUCUUUGGAUUACUCAAUAACUAUGCAACUCAAUAGCUAGAGAAUGGUUCUGAAUUAUGAAUGAAUGCUUUGUUUAAAAUCCAGUAGCUUUUUUGUUUUUUUCUUUUUUGUAGAAGCUUCUCUGGUGCACUGCUCUGCUCAGGCUUUACCAGAGCGUGGAGUGAUUUUACCUCUACAGAAAUUUGCAUUGUAAUCUUGAUAGCGAUCGUGAACAUUAACUUUAUAAUCCUCACUGGGGAAAUGGAGCGAUGAAGUAUUGGUACAGCAGUAAAUUGGAGUAGAAAACAAGAAGCAGGAGGGAGUAGGGUGUUAGGUUGAAAAACUACAUUUAGCAGAGGAUGUCCUGUUGAGAAGGGUGUCCUCCUCAAAUAGAUGCCCUGCAUUCAUAACGCCCUUUCUGUGCUCUGAGUAAAUGGCUUAUUGUACUGCCCACAUACACUAAGUCAUUAAUUUUAACCUGGUAAUAAAAGUAUUUGUAUAAAUGUGAAUUGAUACUUUUCUCCCAAAGCCCCACUGGCAUUUAAAAGCUGGCUCUUGUGUAUUUCAGUAAUACUGCUUAUGCUAAGCAUGAAAAAAUCACGGGUCAAACCCUGUAAAAUUUUGGCUAGCUUUAAACUUGAGAUUUUAGAACAGUGUAGAUAUUGUACUUUAUUUAAUCUAAUAUCCCUGCUCAAUGAGGUCUGUCCAUCAUCACAGUUGUCUGUGUUUCAUAGUCUGCUGAUUUCUUUAGUAAAACUAGUCAAGGCUCCUUUCCAAAGUUUUUCUGCCCCUUACUGCCUCUUCUAGGAACCUGCUGCUUUGUUUGUGACCUGAAAUAUCAGAAUUGUUAGUGAUUAUGAUUACUGUCUCGGUACUCCUAUUUCUACUCUUCUGCCACACUGAUCUUGAUUUCCCUAGCCCUGCUGUGCAUAAGUCUUUAUUCCCUUCACUGAGGUGAUCUUGCUGGAGGAGGGGGCGGUGCUCUCUUCUCACCGCUGCAAAGUGGUGAUGCUGCUCCCGUUCCCCAGGGCAGAGGCAGAAAAGGAAACAAAGCUACUGUUUGCACAAGGUAAGGAAGGAUGAGUAGGAGAGGAUGCAAAGGGUUUGGCCUAGGGAGGAGGUCCCACAGGGAGGGGAGAGCUGCCUGGGGAAGAAACAGGAGAGAGGAGGGAUCUUUGCCAUGCUCAGCCUCCUCCCCUGGACCUUACUGACGCCAUGUCCAAACCUCACGCCACGAAUGGAGAUACACUUUAUACUGCUGUUCAGUCGGCAGGGGAAGUUAAGGCUUCAGAAAUGGUACACGACGCUACCUGAUAAAGAGAAGAAAAAGAUCAUUCGAGAAAUUGUUCAGAUUAUUUUGUCUCGCAAUCAAAAAACAAGUAGUUUUGUUGACUGGAAAGACCUCAAGCUUGUUUACAAAAGGUAUGCCAGUUUGUAUUUCUGCUGUGCAAUAGAAGACCAGGAUAAUGAGCUCCUGACACUAGAGGUCGUUCACCGAUAUGUAGAGCUGCUGGACAAAUACUUUGGAAAUGUGUGUGAGCUGGAUAUUAUCUUUAAUUUUGAGAAAGCUUAUUUUAUUCUUGAUGAGUUCAUAAUUGGUGGAGAAGUACAGGAAACUUCAAAGAAGACUGCAGUGAAAGCCAUAGAAGACUCUGACAUGUUACAGGAGACAGUGGAAGAAUACAUGAACAAGCCUGCAUUUUAAUGUUAAACUACCUGGAGAGAAAACUGCUGUGUGCACCUCUACAAUGCACUUCCUGAAAUUGCUUCCCAAAGUGCCAGAUUCUCAGAGCAAUACCAAAAACCAGUAACUGAGGGGGUUUGUUUGUAUAAUGGUAAAGAUGAAGGUCAGCUAAUGUAGCACAGGGUUUAACAGUUCUGUACUUUGUAUUACUCUGCAUAUGAGUUUCUCAGAGUUGUUAUUACCCUGAAUAUAGUUUUCUCUUCUUGCUGGACUGAACUCUUGUUUUUUAACAUGCCUUUUAGCUACAGAUUUUGUCAUCAUAAAAUGCUACUCUGACAGUACUUUGAAGAGAUAUUUUUACUAGUUUUGGUUCACUGCUGACUGUAUGACUCUACUUUUGUACAAAUGUCCAUUAUUUUGAAUGUAAUGAUUAUUCUGCUCUAAUAAUAAUUUUUUUUCUAAAAGCCAAA